This is a messenger RNA of Quercus robur (English oak), 5761 nucleotides long. Its product is annotated as disease resistance protein RUN1-like. Gene Ontology annotation, molecular function: protein binding; ADP binding. Lineage: Eukaryota; Viridiplantae; Streptophyta; Magnoliopsida; Fagales; Fagaceae. The record is from RefSeq and is a predicted model, not a curated record. Gene Ontology annotation, biological process: signal transduction; defense response. The transcript is spliced from 10 exons. Bases 341 to 5413 code for a protein of 1690 amino acids.
CAUUGUACCCUCACGACCUCUCAGGUUCCACUCAUCGUUUAGCUCUUCUCAAAAAAAAAACUAAUAAAAUAAACUCAUGCUUUAGUUCUUUGUUUUCUCUCAGCAGCACUGAAAUUUCUAGGAAGUGGAAGUACUCAGAAAAAUAUAAUAAAACAGAGCAGUGGAAAUUUCUUGUAAUAUUUCCUAAAAGGAGCACUGAAAUUCCACCACUUUCAAAAUUCUAGGUCCUCUCCAAAUUCUCUCCUUAAGUCUUCUCUCUUUUCAUUUGCAAAUUUCAGAUUGGAUUCGACGCAUUCUCAGAAUUACGCAAGUCUGGUUGGGGAUCAAAUCUAUUUUUCUAAUGGCUUUAGUGAACAUCGAAACGGACUCGUCAUCCUUCCCAAGUUCUUCUUCUGCUGCUGCCCGACGGAAGUACGAUGUCUUUCUCAGUUUCAGAGGCGAGGACACCCGCUACAAGUUUAUGGGUCAUCUAUACGAAGCUUUGAUCCAGAAGGGCAUUUUGACCUUUAAGGACGAUGAAAACCUCGAGAGAGGAAAACCCAUUUCACCAGACCUGUUGAAAGCAAUAGAAGAGUCGAGAUUUGCUGUAGUCAUUAUCUCAAAAAACUAUGCAUCGUCAACUUGGUGCUUAGAUGAACUUGCAAAGAUCAUUUGCUGCAAAAAUGAGACGGGAAUUAUAGUUCUGCCUGUUUUUCACUACGUGGAGCCAUCUGAUGUGCGGAAACAAAUGGGAACUUUUGCACUAGCAUUUGCUAAACAUGAAAAAAAGGAGAACAAAGAGAGGGUGGAGAAAUGGAGAGAUGCUUUGACACAAGUGGGAAGCCUUCGCGGAUGGCAUUUAAAGGAUCAUUGCUCUGAGAUAGAAAACAUCAAAGACAUUGUGGGAUGGAUAUCGCUUCACUUGAAAUAUGAUGCAUUACCAUACAUUGCCAAGGACCUAGUAGGAAUAAACUCUCGAAUGGAGGAAUUGGAGUCGCUUUUAGCUUUAGGGUCAAACGAUGUUCGCUUUAUAGGGAUUUGGGGGAUGGGGGGAAUGGGCAAGACAACUCUUGCUAGAGUUGUUUAUUAUAUGGUUUCUGUUAAAUUUGAAGCUUGUAGUUUUAUUGAGGAUGUUAGGGAAAAAUCUGAAAGAGAUGGUUUAGUUGGACUACAACAGAAACUUAUUUCUGAUAUUUUGAAGGAAAAAGAUUUGAAAAUUAGCGAUAAGUAUGAUGGAGUUAUGAAUAUCAAGAAUAGGUUAUGUUGUAAAAGGAUUCUUCUUGUCCUUGAUGAUGUAGAUAAAUUGGACCAGUUGAAAUUCUUAGCUGGGGACCAUGAUUGGUUUGGUCCGGGCAGUAGAAUUAUCAUAACAACAAGGGAUGAGCAUGUGUUGAAAACACAUGAAGUAAAUGAAAUAUAUGAAGUUGAUGGAUUGAAUGGUGAACAUGCUCUUCAAUUAUUUUCAUCAAAAGCCUUUAAAGGCAAACAUGUCCUAGAUGAUUAUUUAAAGCUGUCUAACCAUUUUUUGAAAUAUGCUGGAGGCCUUCCAUUAGCUCUUGAGGUUUUAGGUUCAUUUUUGAUUGGAAAAAGUAUUGCUGAAUGGGAAAGUGCAUUAGAGAGGCUUAAAGAAUUUCCUGAGAGAACCAUUCUCCAAGUACUUAAAAUAAGUUUUGAUGGACUCCAUGACACAGAGAAGGAAAUAUUCCUACAUAUUGCAUGCUUCUUUAACCAUAGGGAGAAAGAUGAUGUAGUAGAAGUAUUGGAUAGUCUUGGCCUUUACGCUGUUAUUGGAUUGAAGGAACUCAUUAAUAAAUCUCUCCUGAAAAUUGAUAGUGCAAAUGAUUUGUGGAUGCAUGAUUUACUUGAAGAUAUGGGUAAGAACAUAGUUUUUCAAGAGUGCCCUAAUGAUUGUGGGAGGCGUAGUAGACUCUGGAAUUAUGAGGAUAUUGAAAACGUGCUGAAAAAAAAUCAGGGAACAGAAGUAGUUCAAGCUAUGAGUAUUAAGGGUAUGGAUUUUUCUGAAGAGCAAGAGGCAACUUGGAACCCUGAUGCCUUUUUGAAGAUGUACAAUCUUAGAUUUCUUGAAGGUGGCCAAACUGACUAUGUCCCUACACAUCUUCCUGGUGAUUUAAGAAUUCUUGAUUGGGUUGAAUAUCCUUCAAAAUCUUUGCCAUCAAGUUUCCAGUCAGACAAGCUUGUUCGACUUUGUUUGCAAGAGAGCCAAAUAGAACAACUUUGGAUAGGAAUAAAGAAUUUUGAUAAGUUGAAGUUUAUCGACUUGUCCUACUCCUCGAACUUGAUUGUAUCCCCAGAAUUGACCGGAGUCCCAAAUCUUGAGGAAUUAAUUCUUCAAGAGUGUCAAACGUUACGUGAGCUUCACCCAUCCGUUGCAUUUCAUAAAAAGCUUGUUCUUCUUAAUCUAAAAAAUUGCACAAAUCUAAGUUGUCUUCCAAGAAAUUUUGAUAUGGAUUCCCUCAUGACUCUUGAUCUUUCUUAUUGCGCAAUACUCAAGAAAAUUCCAGAAUUUGUGGGAAACAUGGAAUGCCUACAGAGUCUUAUUUUGAAACGCACUCCUAUUAUGGAACUACCUUCAUCAAUUGGAAGCUUGAUUGGUCUGACUUCAUUGAUUUUAAAUGGUUGCAAUAAUCUUGUGUGUCUUCCUAGCACCAUUUGUAAUUUGAAUUCACUUGAAUGUCUUGAUCUUUGUGGAUGCUCAAAUAUUGACAACUUGCCGGAGAACUUAUGGAAUCUCAAAGGUUUGAAAUUUCUUGAUUUGAGUAGAACAUCUAUAAAAGAGCUGCCUUCAUCAAUUGAACGCUUGACGAGUCUUACUUCGCUGACUCUUCUUAAUUGCGAAAAACUUGUGGGUCUUCCUAACACCACUUGUGGUUUUAAGUUAUAUGGUGCUCUAAAUCUUUCAAUAUGCUUAAGAUUUAAAAACUUGCCAGAGGACCUAUGGAUGAUUGAAGAUCUAGAGGAGCUUGAUUUGAGUGGAACAGCUAUAGAAGGGUUGCCUUCUUCAAUUGAACGUUUGACUAGCCUUACUUCAUUGACUCUCAAAAAUUGUAAGAAUCUUGUGUGUCUUCCUAGCAUCAUUUGUAGUUUGAAUUCACUUGAAUGUCUUGAUCUUUGUGGGUGCUCAAAUAUUGACAACUUGUCGGAGAACUUAGGGAAUCUCAAAGGUUUAAAAUUUCUUGAUUUGAGUGGAACAUCUAUAGAAGGGUUGCCUUCUUCAAUUGAACGUUUGACUAGCCUUACUUCAUUGACUCUCAAAAGUUGUAAGAAUCUUGUGCGUCUUCCUAGCAUCAUUUGUAGUUUGAAUUCACUUGAAUGUCUUGAUCUUUGUGGGUGCUCAAAUAUUGACAACUUGUCGGAGAACUUAGGGAAUCUCGAAGGUUUAAAAUUUCUUGAUUUGAGUGGAACAUCUAUAAAAGAGCUGCCUUCAUCAAUUGAACGCUUGACAAGGCUUACUUCAUUGACUCUUCUUAAUUGCAAAAAACUUGUUUGUCUUCCUAACACCACUUGUGGUUUUAAGUUAUAUGGUGCUCUAAAUCUUUCAAUGUGCUCAGGAUUUAAAAACUUGCCAGAGAACCUAUGGAUGAUUAAAGAUCUAAGGAAGCUUGAUUUGAGUGGAACAGCUAUAGAAGGGUUGCCUUCUUCAAUUGAAUGUUUGACUAGCCUUACUGUAUUGACUUUAAGAUAUUGCACAAAUCUUGUGCACCUUCCUAGCACCAUUUGUAGUUUGAAGUUGCUUAAUUCCCUUGAUCUUUAUGGAUGUUUAAAAUUUGUCAACUUUCCAAAGAACAUAGGAAAUAUGAAAGGUUUGGAGGUGCUUAAUUUGUGUUGGACAGCCAUAAAAGAGGUCCCUUCUUCCAUUGUUCUCCUUAAAAAUCUCAAACACCUACAUAUCCGUGGAUGGACAUUAUCUGAAUUUUAUUCUCAGCCAGCAAGUAGUCUUGAGUCGAUGGGCCCAUUAUGGACUUCAUUAUUUUCCCUGCCAACAAGUCCUGAUACAGAAAGAAUAUUAUUGCCUUCAUUUUUAUAUUAUUCCCUACCAACAAGCUCCAAUUCAGUGGGUUUAUUAUUGCCUUCCUUAUCAGGUCUGCGUUCUUUAACAUAUUUGCGUAUUAGUGACUGCGAUCUUUGGUCAAUACCCAAUGACAUUGGCUGCUUGUUCUCUUUAGAAAUCUUAAAUCUAAGUGGAAAUAAUUUUGUUUCCCUUCCUGAAAGCAUGUCCCAACUCUAUAAUCUUCGAAGACUGUAUUUGGAGGGUUGCAAGAGACUUCAAUCUUUGGAAAAUGUUCCAUCAACUAUUAAUUUUGUAAUUGCAAACGAUUGUAUCUCACUGGAGAGAUUGCCUGAACUGCAAUUUUAUCCUUUUAGGUCAGAUCACUCUCAUUUGAAUUUCCAGUGUCUCAACUGCGUCAAAUUGGUUGACUAUAUUCAAAGCGGUGGUAACAUGUUUAAGGGACUAACACAUGUUAUUAUUCCUGGAAGUGAAAUUCCGAAAUGGUUUAGCCUUGAAUGUCGAGGUGAUAACAUACAAGUGUCUUUUGCCGGGUGUGAUAAGCUAAUGGGAAUUGCGUUGAGUGUUGGUUUUGUACCCAAUGGAUCACGUCAAUAUUAUAGUGAUUGGCAACUUUCAUGUUCUUUUCAUGUCAAUGGAUUUAAAAUUGCAUAUUUCGUACAAUCUUAUUAUCUUACGACAAAAUAUGGUAAAGUUGAAUUCCCUCACCUUUGGUUGCUCUAUUUGCCCACUCACCAUUCCGUCUCCAAUUGGGGCAAAAUAUGUAGUCACAUUGAUGCCAACGGAUUCAGUCAGCUCGAGAUUAAAAUAUUAGUCGACAGCGUGGAGGUGGAGAAAAUUGGGGUUCAUUUGGUAUACAAGCAAGACAUUGAAGAUUCCAAUGAAACCAUGGCACAGUGCAUCAACAACAGCAGCACAUUGUAUGGGGAUUUGGGUGUAAUCCAUCAUGAUAUUGAUAAUUCAAGGAGAAAUAAGCAAAGCCAUGAUGUGGAUGAUGGAGCUGGAUCUAGUGGAGAAGGCUACUCUGAUAAGGAACCACAGCCAAAGUGGAUUCAUAGAGUCCGAGAAUAUAUGACUGAUUCUGAGGAUUUGAGUCAAAGGGAAAUUUUUGACUUCUUUGCUAUAGAGGAUGAAAUGUCCAAGAAGCUUGAAUCCAUUCACGGAGGGAAGAGCAAUAGUUAUCAUGACAUUGAAGAUUUCAAUCAAACUAUAACACAGUUAAGCAUCAACAGCAGGACACUCUCUGAGGAUCUAGGUGAUCACUGUCAUGAUCUUUAUAAUUUAGCUGCAGAAGGUAGCAGAAAUAAACGAAGCCGUGAUGAGGAAGAUGGGGCAGGACCUAGUGGAGAAGCCUACUCUAACGACGAACCACAUCCAAAGACUUGGAGGAUGUAUGGCGUACUCUAAACAAUGCAGUAUUAGGAAUGUUUCAACUUCUUUGCCUGAGGGGAUCCAAGAAACUUGAAGCCUAUCACAGUGGUAAGAGGGAAGGUUACAAGAGAAACGUUGAAGAAUUAGUCAAGGAGGGUCCCUCCUCUCAAACUUACCUUGGCACUCACUAAACUGGUCAACAAUCAACUGAGGGUUCCUUUUUGUUGCAUGUGCCAGUGUGUGUAUAUAUGUGUGGCUUUGUUUAAUUGGUUUUGUAGAGUUUAAGCUGUGGCAUCAGUGUAGAGAAAUUAAAGAUUCUCUCAUCCCAUGCUUUUGUGUUAUUUUGUAAUCUCCUAUUUUCUUAGUGAAAUUUUCUGUUAGACA